ACCGAAGUACGCUGCUUAGGUUCCUGUUUGUGUUUCCGAAAAAAAGUCUUCAGUCUUCAGUCAUCAGAGCUGCUAGAGGAUGGAGUCAAACGGCGACGACGUGGCACGAACCCGCCUCGAAAUCGAAGCUUUAAACGACGAGAAAGCCCGGAUAGAGCAAAAGAUUUCAAUCCUCGAAGCUCGGCUCAAAGAAACAGCGUCAAGAGCAACUCAGCAGCAGCAAAACGACGGCGUUGGCAAUGGUUCUUGUCCUCCAAUCUCUGCCAUUGAUGCCAACCUGGCAGGUCUGUCGGCGGAUAGUAUUUACCGUUACAGCCGCCAUCUUUUGCUUCCUUCUUUUGGAAUCCAAGCACAAUCAAAUCUUUUGAAGUCGUCCAUAUUGGUUGUUGGAGCUGGAGGCUUAGGCUCGCCGGCUCUGUUAUAUCUUGCAGCUUGUGGUGUUGGUAGAUUGGGAAUUGUGGAUCAUGAUGUGGUUGAGCUUAAUAAUAUGCACAGGCAGGUUAUUCACACUGAAGCAUAUAUUGGUCGGCCAAAAGUGAAGUCCGCUGCUGCUGCUUGUCGUGCGAUCAACUCAACUCUACAGAUUGUUGAAUACAAAGAAGUUUUGCGCGCAUCUAAUGCUUUGGAAAUUUUGAGCCAAUAUGACAUAGUCAUAGAUGCAACUGACAAUGCUCCUAGUCGUUACAUGAUCAGUGAUUGCUGUGUUGUGUUGGGAAAGCCUCUAGUAUCAGGUGCGGCACUAGGAUUGGAAGGGCAGCUGACAGUUUACAAUUACAAAGGAGGUCCAUGCUAUCGAUGCCUAUUUGCAACUCCACCUUCUACAACUGCUUGCCAAAGAUGCUCUGAUAGUGGAGUCUUAGGAGUGGUCCCUGGAAUCAUCGGCUGUCUUCAAGCGCUAGAAGCCAUUAAAAUAGCAAGAGCUGUUGGUGAACCACUUUCAGGGCAGAUGCUUCUGUUUGAUGCUUUGUCAGCUCGAAUUCGUAUUGUCAAAAUAAGAGGCGGGUCAUUGCAAUGUGAAGCUUGUGGAGAAAAUCCAACAUUCAACCAACUGCUUUUCAAGGAUUUCGAUUAUGAGAAGUUGACUCAAUCUCCAUUGUCAACGUCUCCCCCGAAGCUGAAACUGCUUGCCACUGAUUCUAGAAUAACCGGUAAGGAGUACAAAGAGAGGAUUGCUAGUGGUGAAGCGGACAUUUUAGUAGACGUGCGACCAGAACACCAUUACAGGAUAGUUUCUAUCCCCAAGUCCUUGAACAUUCCGCUCGCAAGCUUGGAGGCUAGGUUGCCUGAAAUUUCUUCUGCAUUGAAAGAACAACAGCAAGAGCAGGAGGGCACUGGACCGGGUGCUAACCUGUAUGUAAUAUGUAGAAGAGGUAAUAAUUCACAAAGGGCCGUGCAAUUCCUCCACAACAGGGGUUUCAGUUUAGCUAACGAUAUUGUUGGGGGAUUGGAGUCCUGGUCCCAUGAAGUUGAUCCCAACUUCCCUUUGUAUUAGUACAAAACAUGUUUGUGUUGUAACAUGUUUUGGUCCAAAUGUUGUUAUAAUCUCAUAAAUGUUCAAUAUUUGUAACAUCACAUUAUCAAAUUUAAGUGAACUCUUUUGAAAAUUU
This is a messenger RNA of Durio zibethinus, 1607 nucleotides long. The record is from RefSeq and is a predicted model, not a curated record. Lineage: Eukaryota; Viridiplantae; Streptophyta; Magnoliopsida; Malvales; Malvaceae.